CCCCGUCCGGUCAACCGCUUAUAAAAAACGCCUCCCGUCUCCUCCACCUUUCCCAAUUUCUCCGCAAGCAUCCAAGGAAACCAAACCAAACCACACCGGCAAGAAAGAACCAAGAAACCCCCUUCCCCGACCUCCGCCACCACCGGAGAUGGCGUCGCAGUCGAUCGAGGACCACCGCUCGGGCGCGGAGGUGCACACGGGCCAGGAACUCUGCGUGCGCAAGUCCCGCGAGUUCCUCGUCGAGCUAGGCCUCCCCGACGGCCUCCUCCCGCUGCCCGCCCUCGAGGAGGCCGGCUACAACCGGUCCUCGGGGUUCGUGUGGCUCCGGCAGGCGGCCGGUGUGACUCACACCUUCGACAGCAUCGGGAAACAGGUGUGGUACGACAAGGAGGUGACGGCGUUCGUGGAGCCCGGGCGGAUGCACAGUCUGACCGGGGUCAAGAGCAAGGAGCUCCUCAUCUGGGUCACCAUCUCCGAGAUCGUGGUGAGCCCCUCCGGCACCAAGAUCGUGUUCCGCACCCCGGCCGGGCUCGGACGCGCCUUCCCCGUCACCGCUUUCCAGCUCACGCCGGCCCCGGCGGCCGAUGGGGAGCAGAAGGAGGAGGCCUCCAACUGAUCUGCCAGCGACCGUGUGUUGGGUGCUUGAUCUGGUUGCCUAGCUUCGAGAUCUGGCGGUGUUUGUCACUUGUGCCCCACGGCCUGUUUCAUGAGUCCUGAUCUGCAGUGUAAUGGUAGUGGAUAAUGCAGAAAUAAACUGUCCCUCUGCUGUUCUUGUUCUCGUGCAGAAUC
Molecule: messenger RNA, 789 nt
Organism: Phragmites australis (common reed)
Lineage: Eukaryota; Viridiplantae; Streptophyta; Magnoliopsida; Poales; Poaceae
Exons: 1
Coding region: 149-616 (155 amino acids)
Source: RefSeq, a predicted model, not a curated record